This is a messenger RNA of Priapulus caudatus, 2765 nucleotides long. RefSeq names its product neural Wiskott-Aldrich syndrome protein-like. The transcript is spliced from 7 exons. Gene Ontology annotation, biological process: actin filament organization; regulation of Rho protein signal transduction. Gene Ontology annotation, molecular function: small GTPase binding; actin binding. Lineage: Eukaryota; Metazoa; Priapulida; Priapulimorpha; Priapulimorphida; Priapulidae. The record is from RefSeq and is a predicted model, not a curated record. Gene Ontology annotation, cellular component: plasma membrane. The coding region runs from base 79 to 1779 and encodes 566 amino acids.
CGCUGCGUUCUAUAUGAAGGAAGUCGUACAUGUGAAGUUGUAUGGGCGUGAGACUACUGGCUAUCAUUAGAGGACAACAUGUCAGUAAAGAGGACAACUCCUGUGAAUACCGGGUCAUCGUUGCUACGGAAUGAUGAGAAUGAACGUCUGUUCGGCUUGCUCGGCAAGGGAUGCACAACCCUCGUCUCCGCAGUAGUGCAGGUAUAUCUGGCCGAACCCAAUCCGCAACGCUGGAAGCGCAAGACCUGCGGCAUGGUGUGCUUUGUCAAGGACGGCAACAAGCGCUCGUACUUCCUGCGCGCGUACGACCUGCGGCAGGGCGCGCUCGUCUGGGAGCAAGAGGUGUACACGCAGUUCAAGUACCGGUCGCCGCGGCCCUACUUCCACACAUUUGCUGGCGACAUGUGCGAGGCCGGCCUGAACUUCGCCAGCGAGCAGGAGGCUGCGACUCUGUGCAGUGUCCUGCAGAGCAAGAUCAACGAGCGUCAAGCUCGCAAGCAAGAGAAGCGUCGACAGGGCAUGACUCAGAACCCGUCAGAGUCGGCGGCGCCGACGGUGACGGGGACGUCACAGAUGGUGAGGAUCGACGAACGGACGAUCAUCGAGAAGAAGAAGAAGGAGCAGCGAGGGAAGCGGCAGAAGCUGACGAAGGCCGACAUCGGGCUUCCGAGCGACUUCCAGCACGUCGCGCACGUCGGCUGGGACCCGAACAAGGGCUUCGACAUGAACAACCUCGAUCCGAACCUGAAGACGCUCUUCGAGAAGGUCGGCAUCUCCGAGAACGACCUCCAGGACACGGCGACGCGCAGCUUCAUCUACGACUUCAUCGCGAAGCAGGGCGGCCUGGAGGCGGUGAAGCGCGAGGCGUCGGUAUAUCUGGCCGAACCCAAUCCGCAACGCUGGAAGCGCAAGACCUGCGGCAUGGUGUGCUUGUCAAGGACGGCAACAAGCGCUCGUACUUCCUGCGCCGCGUACGACCUGCGGCAGGGCGCGCUCGUCUGGGAGCAAGAGGUGUACACGCAGUUCAAGUACGCGUCGCCGCGGCCCUACUUCCACACAUUUGCUGGCGACAUGUGCGAGGUUGGCCUGAACUUCGCCAGCGAGCAGGAGGCUGCGACUCUGUGGCAGUGUCCUGCAGAGCAAGAUCAACGAGCGUCAAGCUCGCAAGCAGAGAAGCGUCGACAGGGCAUGACUCAGAACGCGUCAGAGUCGGCGGCGCCGACGGUGACGGGGACGUCACAGUGCACGUCGCGCACGCUCGGCUGGGACCCGAACAAGGGCUUCGACAUGAACAACGCUCGAUCCGAACUGAAGACGCUCUUCGAGAAGGUCGGCAUCUCGCGAGAACGACCUCCAGGACACGGCGACGCGCAGCUUCAUCUACGACUUCAUCGCGAAGCAGGGCGGCCUGGGGCGGUGAAGCGCGAGGCGUCGGUGCACGCCCCCAGCGCGCGCCGCCCGCGCCGCACCGCGCCGCCGCCGCGCCAUCCGCGCAAUCAGAUCCACAACUUCAAGGGCGCGGGCGCGCUGCGUCACGUCGACGCGUCGACGCACGCCGGCGGGGACGAGCGCGGAGAUCUGCUCAGCGCUAUCCGGCAGGGUCGCAAGCUCAACCCCGUCGACCACUCGGACGUGCCGCCGCCGCCGCCGGCCGAUGACGAGACCGAGGGCAUUGCGGGGGCGCUGCUCAACGCGCUCAAGCAGCGCGAGAUGGCCAUCCAGGGAUACGACUCGAGCGGUAGCGACGACGACGAUGACGACGACGACUGGUCCGACUAGAGGCGGAGAUCGGGUGACGACAAGAUCGGGUGACGACGAGAUCGGGUGACGACGAGAUCAUGUGACAAUGAGGUCAGGUGACGAUGAGAUGAGGUGACGAUGAGGUCAAGUGAUGAAGAGAUCAGGUGAUGAAAUUCAACGUCGAAGCAAUUGAGUUAGAAUGUCUUACGUGCGACUGAUUUACAUCUGGUGAUGGACAUUAAGCAUGGGCUUCGUGUGGUACACACAGCUCCAUAUCAAUGAGUUUUACGUGUAAUUAAAGGUACAGAUGUAUGUACAUCGUGUGUACUCGAUAACACAAUGUACAUAACUUUGUGAAUACUCUCAGAGAUGCGUGCAUUAUAAGUUAUAACAACAACUGACUAGUUAUCCCAACAGGGUGAAACAAACACAUACCUAAUGUGUUCGUAUGUCACUUCGUAUACAGAAAUCUACAGGUAUGUGAAGCAUGUUCUUACUGGGAUCAGUGAGGAUGCCUCGCAGCACCAACAGAUAUGUCCUGUGUGCGUUCGGUAUAGUUUUUGAAAUUUAGGAAUAAUACCAGAUGAAACAAAACACUCUGGAUUCUCUGGCGGAAAUCGGUGUCGUACGGAUAUAAUUGGAUAAUUUUCCGCUAAGCCGAGCUGUUGAAAUUCAGGCCACACUAUUAAUGCAGAUUAAUGGUUUCAACUGUGUGUUGAGGGCAUAAAUAAAUUACAUAUUUUCGUAAUUAGUUAUCCUUGCAAACAGGUUAAGGGUGAAGUGAAUAGACAACCGGUUAUUUCCAUAGAUAUAAAAUAGAUCUUUAUUCUAUAUCUUUGGUUAUUUCAUUUCUUUUCAUUUUGUCUAAUUAGAUAUUAACCGUUUCUUGCAAUAGGGGGGCAUAUUGUUUCCCCGUUUUAUUGUACGAAUGCAUUGGGGGUAUAUUUCAGGCAUUUGUAAGAUUUUUGGUGUAUGGCAAUGGCAUACAGCACGUGAAAAUAAAUAUGAUCUAUUUAAUUUAAAAA